Molecule: messenger RNA, 2258 nt
Organism: Salvia hispanica
Lineage: Eukaryota; Viridiplantae; Streptophyta; Magnoliopsida; Lamiales; Lamiaceae
Product: trifunctional UDP-glucose 4,6-dehydratase/UDP-4-keto-6-deoxy-D-glucose 3,5-epimerase/UDP-4-keto-L-rhamnose-reductase RHM1-like
Biological process (GO): nucleotide-sugar metabolic process
Molecular function (GO): dTDP-glucose 4,6-dehydratase activity
Source: RefSeq, a predicted model, not a curated record
GAUUGUUUUUCUUCUUUUUUUUCAUUCUGAAUCUGAUCCGAGCAACUGCGAAAUAAUUCUAGGUGAAGAUGUCGGCAUUUACUCCCAAAAAUAUCCUGAUUACUGGGGCUGCCGGAUUCAUUGCAUCGCACGUUGCGAAUAGGCUAGUUCGAAACUAUCCUGAAUACAAGAUUGUUGUGCUUGACAAGCUUGAUUACUGCUCCAAUCUGAAGAAUCUAUACCCUUCCAACUCCUCUCCCAACUUCAAGUUUGUUAAGGGAGACAUCGGUAGUGCUGACCUCGUGAACUACCUUCUCAUCACUGAGAACAUCGACACGAUUAUGCACUUUGCUGCUCAGACUCAUGUUGACAAUUCAUUCGGCAACAGCUUUGAGUUCACCAAGAACAACAUCUAUGGCACUCAUGUCCUUCUGGAGGCCUGCAAGGUUACUGGGAGUCAGAUCAGGAGGUUUAUCCAUGUCAGCACUGACGAGGUGUAUGGGGAGACGGAUGAGGAUGCUGUUGUUGGCAACCAUGAGGCGUCGCAGCUGCUUCCCACGAACCCUUACUCAGCAACCAAGGCAGGGGCGGAGAUGCUUGUCAUGGCGUAUGGUAGGUCUUAUGGAUUGCCUGUGAUCACAACUCGUGGGAACAAUGUUUAUGGCCCGAAUCAGUUCCCUGAGAAGUUGAUUCCCAAGUUUAUCCUCUUGGCCUUGAGGGGGCAGCCUCUGCCUAUCCAUGGCGAUGGCUCUAAUGUGCGGAGUUAUCUCUACUGUGAGGAUGUUGCGGAGGCGUUUGAAGUGGUUCUCCACAAGGGAGAAGUUGGCCAUGUGUACAACAUUGGGACGAAGAGGGAGAGAAGAGUCAUCGAUGUUGCUCAAGAUAUAUGCAAGCUGUUUAACAAGGAUGCCAAGUGCAUUCAGUUUGUGGAGAACAGGCCAUUCAAUGAUCAGAGGUAUUUCCUUGACGACGAGAAGCUGAAGAAUUUGGGGUGGGCUGAGAGGACUGCUUGGGAAGAUGGGUUGAGGAAGACGAUGGAGUGGUACAUCAGCAACCCGGACUGGUGGGGUGAUGUCUCUGGUGCUCUGAUACCUCAUCCUAGAAUGUUGAUGAUGCCCGGUGGCACGGAUAGGGCAUCUGAUAACGCUAGCCAGGCCAAGACGUUGGUCCCGGCUGACAAAAACAGCUCCUCCCUUCAGAAACCAGCCUUCAAGUUCUUGAUCUAUGGCAGGACAGGGUGGAUUGGUGGCUUGCUCGGUGAGCUCUGUGAGAAACAAGGGAUCCCUUACGAAUAUGGAAAGGGGCGUUUGCAGGAUCGUGCAUCACUUUUGGCGGAUAUUGCCACUGUUAAGCCUACUCAUGUCUUCAAUGCUGCUGGUCUCACGGGUAGACCCAACGUUGACUGGUGCGAGUCUCACAAGGUGGAGACAAUCCGUACCAACGUCGUUGGCACAUUGACUCUUGCAGAUGUCUGCAGAGAGCAAGGUCUUCUAGUGGUGAACUAUGCGACUGGCUGUAUAUUCGAGUACGAUGCUGCACACCCCGAGGGAUCUGGGAUCGGUUUCAAGGAGGAUGACACCCCCAAUUUUGCCGGCUCGUACUAUUCCAAGACCAAGGCCAUGGUGGAGGAUCUCUUGAAAGAGUUUGACAACGUGUGCACGCUAAGAGUCAGGAUGCCAAUAUCCUCUGACCUUGAGAACCCGCGCAACUUCAUCAUAAAGAUCUCCCGGUACAACAAGGUGGUGAACAUCCCCAACAGCAUGACAGUCUUGGACGAGCUUCUCCCAAUCUCGAUCGAGAUGGCCAAGCGAAACCUCAGGGGAGUGUGGAACUUCACUAACCCUGGCGUCGUCAGCCACAACGAGUGCCUGGAGCUGUACAAGAAGUACAUCAACCCGGAGUUCAAGUGGAGCAACUUCACGCUCGAGGAGCAAGCCAAGGUGAUCGUUGCUGCCAGGAGCAACAAUGAGAUGGACGCUUCCAAGUUGAAGGAGGAGUUCCCGGAGCUGCGAUCCAUCAAGGAGUCGUUGAUCAAGUACGUUUUCGAGCCCAACAAGAAGACCUCUGCUGCUUGAAGGGUGUCCAGAUUUGCAUACAUCACAUUACAAUGCAAUACAUAUUGUAUUAGUUAUUAUUACUGCAUCUUCUUGUUGUUUCUCUCUUUAUUGUAUGUUAAUUUAGAGUUUGAUCAACGCCUUUGGCUUAGUUGGUCAAGCUUGUUUGUGGGUGUAACAUUCUUCAAACAUCGUACUAAAUAAAUAUACUACAUACAAUUGUCA